This is a messenger RNA of Lymnaea stagnalis (great pond snail), 6977 nucleotides long. NCBI's taxonomy places the organism in Eukaryota, Metazoa, Mollusca, Gastropoda, Lymnaeidae. The record is from the annotation of a GenBank genome assembly.
CCUUAAAUUGCCUUGACUUACAUAUUCUUUGCUUGAAAAAUAAAAAGUUUUAACAACUCGACAAGUAGGCUACACUGGUGCCAGUUUUAUAAAUUUUAGUUUUGUUCUAUAAUUUGCAUGAUUUACUCUUAUAUUUAUAUUAAUUAUAUAUUAACCUUAAUAUGGUUGUUGCUUUUAAUUUUUUUUUUAGAUUAUUAGUAGUAAUAUUAUUAAAUUUAUUCAUUUAUUUUCAUUAUUUAUCAUUAUUAUUAUUAUUAAUAUUUAUUAUUAGUAGUAUUAAUAGUAUUAGUAUGAUUAGAUUCUGCUGCUAUCACUCUAAUCCACUCAACUCUUCAUAAUUGAAUCUUGUCAUAAUACUAAUACCAUAGCACUAUACUGAUAAUAUUCAUUCAUUUUCAUGUCUUCAUAAUAUAACACUGAGUGAGUCUAACAUUAAUAUUCAACUGAAACUGAUACUAACACUGUUGACUGGUGAGUAAUAGUUUAACUCGACCUACACACUAACACUCUUGACUUUUCUAGUUAUUUUAGAUUCUUGUCCUUUCUCCUAGUAAAAUUACAGUUACAGUCUUGACUUGAGUCCACAGCUGAGACAGAAAUUUUAAAUAUUGUCCUGCUGCCAUAAGUCAUAAGUGAAUGUUAAGUUAAUGCUUAUAAUCUUUGUAAAUUAACCCAUUUCAUAUUGGCAGAGUCUACAUGUCCGUAGACCGGACAAAUAAUGCAGGAGAUAUACGUCCGGCGGGUAUGUUACGUGACUGCCGGAUGACUAGUAGGUGUUAUUAUUCCGGCAGGUCAUGUAACAAGUGGUUGUCGGCAAAGUAGUUGCAUUGCAUAUGAUAUUCAAAUAUUGUGUACAUAUAUCAUAUAUUAGUUAGCCUUUUCCCUAGAUAAUAUAUAAAUACUGACUAACAGUGAACAUAUUAAAUAUAUUCAUAUGCUCUGAGAUACAUAAAGUGUUUGACUUUGAAUAUUAAACUACUCUGCCUAUAUGCUAACUACUAGUAGUACUAUUACUACUAUUACUAAUUGCUAGUCUAUUUGAUUCCGACUCUUCAAAGAAAAAAGUCCCUUAUCUUGGUUAAACAUCUUAUAAAGCUCUACCUUGAAGCCUAAAUUUAAAAUAUGAAACAAAUAAAACAAGACCAGUACACUUCAAUAGACCUAUGUCAUUAAAGUUGUAUUUCAGGAUUAGUAUUUAGUAUUGCAUGAGAAGUAGGCUAGGCUACCACUAUAUCAACCCUAUAUUAAGUUGCAGGGUCUAUUUCUUUGUGAACUAUUGGCCUCCCCGCCUUCAACUUAAUUAUUUAUCACUCUCACUAUUAUUUUUUAUUACUGUAAUUCUCUCUCGCUCUCAGCAUUGCUUCCUUCUAGGAUUCAUUAUUGCUUUAAACCCCCCCAUUCAACUUAAUUAUUUAUCCCUCUCACUAUUUUUUUUUAUUACUGUAAUUCUCUCUCGCUCUCAGCAUUUCUUCCUUCUAGGAUUCAUUAUUGCUUUAAACCCCCCCCCCCCCUGUUUUGGUAAUAUACCCAAGUAUUUUUUUUUAUGCAACUGUAAUAUUCGCUGUUACAUGACAAGGCUGAUGGACAAAUAUCUCGCGCCACUUUGUUGCAGCGGUCAUGUGACUAGGUCGCCAGAAGAAUAUCUCGAUAAAGUAUUCUUCCGGCGGUCAUGUGACUUGGUCGCCGGAGGAAUAUCUCGAUAAACAAUUUGUCUGGUCCGGACGUGUAGACACUUUGUGUCAUAUUUCUUUCUUUUAUAGAAAUGAAGGUAUGAUUUUUUUAGUCAGUGACCCAUUUGUACCACCUAAUUUAUCUUUGUAUUUAACUAUUAAAACUUGAGGCAAGCUAUCAGAGUUUCUGCCCUAUUUUUCCCACAACUUUUUAUUUUAAAAGAUAAUACUACCAAAUUUUCAGGGGACAUUUAUAAAAAUAAAAGUUUUGUAUAACUUCAUGACUUUGAAUUUUGGAUACUUUUAUUUGAGUCUGAGUGUAUGUUAAGAAAAAUGUGAUUACAUGAUUAUUAUAUUUUAUUUAAUUUAGACUCAGUUAAAUUUUAAAUCAAUUCUUAUAUUUUUAAAAGUUAAAAAAAACAGAAUCUUUAAUUUAAUAAAAUUGAAUGCAUGAAAUUAUAAAUAAAAACUAAUAAAGUCACCCAUAAGAGCAUAAUGGUACUGGUAUGCGAUUAAAUUUCAAAAACCUCAAAUAAUAAUAUGGAUGUUCUGCCUGUCAUUUUCUAUGUAAGCUGGUUCACAGACUUCUUGGUCUUGUUAAUGAAUCCCAGGUUCUCUCCUUCAUAAUUUUUGUCUCUGGCAUCUACGUCCAAAUGUUCCUCAUUGUCGAUGGAAGGAAUUCCACUGAGUUCUUUGGUCUUCAAUAGAAAAUUAAAGUUUUCUCCUGUAUCUAAAAAAUCCAAGAAAUAACAUCUAAUCAUAUUAAAUCAUAAUCCUCAAUAUAGACAACUUCUUAUUUCUUUUUAAAUUAUUCAAGUUUUGUGUUUAUUAAAACUAAUUUCUUUUUUAUUAUUAUUCAAUAAUUAUAAUUAUUAGAAAUGUAUUUCUAUGUCAUUACCUGUACAUUAACAAUCAAUAAAAAUGUAAAAUACCGUAUUAAAUUUAAUAAUAUAUAUUUAAAUUAGACCUGGAAGUGAAAUUGUAGUAAUAGAAUAGUAUUAGUAGUAUUGGUUAAUUAAGCUUAGUUUAGUACUUAGUUAGACUUAGUAGCUAGAAUUCCUUGGCUAAAGCCUAUAAACUAUAAAUAUAAAUUAUAUUUAAAUUGUAGGUUUAGAAAUAGCAGGUUGAAGCAAGCUCAAAGUAAAUUUUGUGCAUAUUAUUGAUAUAAGUAUUCUAAAAUUACAAUUUACUUAGAUUUCUUCAGAAAUUUAAGGAUUACAGAAUAUUAAAACCCUCUUUAUUGAUUGUUAUCGGGAGCCAGUUCCAUUCCCGGUGAAGAUGCAACAUUUAUUUUUUCCCUCCUGUAUUUGGGGGGGUGGGGGUUUGAUAUGUGACAAUCUGAAAGGGUUAGCAUUAAAGGGUAAAUAGACUAUUUUAAAGUUAUUUCCCAUCCACAGUCGGCCACCACCUUGGUGGUUGGGGAAAUAAGUGGCACAGCAUGGAUUGCUUAAUUUUACCAAAUAAUUUAUUGUUAGAAAACUAAGGUAAAGCGCAAAUUUUUAAAAAAAGUUAAUUACUCUCUAGGGCUAGCCUAUACAAUUUGUAUAAUUUUUGUUAAUUAAUAUUAAUAUUAUUUUCUACUGGAGUCGCUAAGGCUUAUUUAUUGUCUUCUACCCAUCGGGUUUUAUGCUUCUUGCCGUACCCAAGACCAGCUUAUUUUAUUCAAUUUCCCAAUGCAUAAUCUAACCAUUCUAGGUUGUGAAUAAAAUAAUAGGCCUUUGCAAUUAAAGAUAUCAAUUGAAUAAAUCUUCAACUAAAAUAUUUUUUGAGCUCAAUGGUGAAGUGAUUUAUUAUUUUUCACUUGACUCAUUUUGCAUUUGUGUAAAUGAGUGAAAUACUAUUUGGCCUGAUUUAUUGUUUAGCUUAUGCCAUGCCUAUGUGUAGAAUGAUUACACUUGUUCAGCUCAGCAACAUUUUGAUAAGACCUAGGUGAAUAUUGGUGUUUUCCUAGUCAGUCAAUUCCCAACAAGCAGAAUAAAUAUUUGUGGCUCUCAAAUUAGCCGAAUUUUAAUUGUGCUUGACUUAUAAGCAGAUGAGGAUUAUUUAUUAUAUUAAAUCUAAGACUUGUUCAACAGAAGGUGACAAAGUUACAUGGAUCAACGCUUUUGAAAUGUUUUAAUCCAGUGCCCUGACACAAUGAGGAGAGAUCAUUAUUUAAGGCAUAUGUAAUCAUUUAAUGUCAUUGACCACCCUCCUGUUUUCAGUGAAAAAGACAAUGGAAUAUUGAAAAGUAAAAAAUAAUCUCUCAAUGUUUUUAUCAGUUAGCAUCCAUCAUGUUGCGUUUCCGUCACCAAAUGCAACCCCGAAAGUUAAAAGUCACUCCUGGUGCAAAUCCCCAAGCAAGAAUAAAUAAACUACGUGAAAUAGUCACAGGGCUAAUUCGAUAUGAGAGAGUGGAACCACUGUGGUAUUUUGCUGAUGAAGCAAGGCAGUAUGCGGAAAGGGUAAUAUUUCAGUACUUUUUUUUAUGAUAAAUAACACAUCAAAGGAUAAAAAAACAUGUUCUUAGUUAUUCCUUCUUUCAUUCACCAUGACACAUGUCUGACUGUUUUAUAUUGAAUGCAUUUUCAUUUGAUUUUAACAAGUCUUAUUUGUUUGAUCGCUGUUAAACUAUUGUGUCUUGUCUUGCACAGUUACUUUAUCUGGCUAUCAAAAAUGGAGACAAGCAUAAAGAAACAAUGGAGCUGGCAGAUUACUGGCUGGAGGUCAGCAUGUUUUUUUAAUAUUUGUCUAAAUUAAUUGUCUUAUUUAAAGAUUCUUUCAUGUUUUAACUAACAGGUAUUAAUGAAGUUUUUAUUUUAAACUUAAUACUUAAUAUACUCAUUCUAAAGUUAUUUUUUUCAUACGCCCAAAUAUCUGGCCAUCUUGUCUUUGCUAUAAAAUACCAAAGAACAAGCUUGUGUUUGUGCAGAUUGCCUUUUCGCAGUCUAUUGACUGAUACCAAAAAUAGGUCAACCCAAAUAAUGAUAGUAAAAAAAAAUUAUUGAAAAAAAUUUUGGAAAAGAAAUUGUGUGUUAAAAAAAUCUUAAUCAAAGUUUCAAAAAUUUGUAAAAAAGGUAGAAUGUAUGUUGCCUUCAGUUAAAAGAAAGGGACAAUUUAUGUGUAAAAUUAUAAACAUUAAUAUCUAGUUACCAUUCAGUAAGUUAUCAUUAACUUGUCAUGAGCAUUGUGAAUAUUCAAAAACAGCAAAAAUAUAUGAGCUUAAAAACAGUGCUAUGAAAAUGUGUUUAAUUUUGUUUACAGUCUAUCAUGCUCAUAAUUUCCUAUUUACUUCUAUUUCCUGUUUACUUUGACUUCCAUCAGCUAAGUUUAUCUUUGUGUACCUCUUUGUCUGCCGUUGAAGAAUUUUUUAGUCAGACAUUUUGUUGUUAAGUUGUGUGAUCGGUCAGGUUUGCCCCAACUCUGUAUGUUUCAUAUUAUUCCAGGAGAAAGAUUUAGUUCAUAAGCUGUUCAAAGUGUUGGUCCCUCGUUAUAAAAACUACAAAACUUGUUACACAGACCUACAUAAAUUAGCAGUGGAAUAUCCGGGGUCAGGCAUUCCUAUGGGAGUUUUGGAGCUCAGAGGUUAGUGUAUUUCAUACUGGCUCUUUGUGUAUAGUGUUACAGAGUUAUGAAUGAUGUACCACUUAUUGUUUCAAUGAAACAUUAUGGAUAUUACACUUACAGAGAAGUUUGUUCAGAAUGGGAGUCUAGCUAAAUUGUUAGACUUGGCAGAUUUUAUAUUUCAUUCCACUGAAAAAUUAAAUUAAAAAUCUUCAAGGUUUAUUUUGUGAGUGAAUUUUUUAUCAGCCCUGAUUUUUUUUAAAUUAUAAGUUUUAUAUAAAUUUGAUUUAAAAAUAUUUGUAGAUGUAUUUUUACCACUUUUUAAAUGUCUAUGUGCGAAAGAGAGCAAUUUAUAAUCAUUAAAAAAUGUUAGAUCACCGAAAAAAAACAGUGGAUUUAUUUUAUUAUUAGUUGGAUUUUUUUACAGAUACUAUCCAACAAUCGAUAAUUCAUUUACUUUGUUUACAGAUACUAAGUUGAUUUUUUGUUUUGUGAUAUUGAAUGUUGUGUUAAUUUCAACUACCGGUAAAAUCACAGUUCUGAAAAAAAAAUAGUUUUCAAAAUAACUAUGGAAGGUUCCACCAUGUUAAAUCUUUUUUCUUUAGGUAAUCCAUGGCCUCCCAUCAUAGCACGUCAACGAGACACCAAGUUCAUUCUGUCAAACAUGUUACUGACUGCAGCAAAACAGGAUUUUUACAAUACCAAGCAACAGCUCAAAUCUGAUGCAGCCACAAAGAGACAACAGCUUAUUGAAAAAAGUGAUGACAUGCAUACGAUUAGAAGAACUGAUGAUUCUUCCUCUGUAGACCCACCUGCUAAAACAGAAAACUUAAUGAUGGACAGAUAGCCCCUAAAGAUUUAUAAUUAAAUAUUCUUUUUUUUGGUCAAGUUUAAAACACAAUGACAUUAAGUUGUUACAGAAUUAAACUAAGAUUAUAGAAUGCAUUAACAGCAUAAAGAUAUGUUUAAGCUUGUUGUAAUAAAAAUUUAAUGUCAAUUUUAAAAAGAAAUAAAAUAACUAUUUUUGCUUUAUUGCAUAGUGUUGAUUCAAGAUUUUCUCAAAAUAUCAAGAGAUAAGGUGUUGGUUUUUUUUGUUGUUUUUUUUUAAAUAUUUUUAGCCACUCAUUUAGGUCACAGUGCCUCAGAUUGUUCCCUGGCUCUGAGAUCAGUUUCAUUUUUCAUUAAAAUCAGGAGUCCCUUGUGGCCAUUGAUUUACAAGGCUUUUUAUAAUUGUUACUGUGAAAUUUUUGUAUAAUCCAUGGAAAUGGAAAAGAGAAAAAUAAUGGAUUCAAACAUCAGCUUCUCAUAAGAGUAAAGGUUUUUCAAGUGAUUAAAGAUUUGUAAUAUAUGCUAAACGUAUGAUUUGCAUAUCCUGUUGGUUUAUCAUUUUUCUUGAAACAUUUCUCAAAAUAUAGAGAGCCUAAACCUCUUUAAAAGGUGCUCUAACAUUGUUAUGUUUUGAUUCUCUCCCUUUGAUUUUCUCCUAUCUUUAUAUUAUGGAACAAAGAUACAGUUGUUUGAAAUGUUUAGUUUUGUGAGUUUAAUAAUCAUCUGUACUAAUGUCGUUUAAAAAUAUAUAAAUAUAUUUGCGCAUUCAUUUGAAAUUUUAAAAAUAAACUAAAAUGAACAUCUUCCUUCUUGAUUAUAGGAGCAUAGUAUACAUUACCUCUGUGAAAACAUAUCUGCAAAAAGCUUAAUUGACAUGCCAUACAAAAUACUUGAAACAUCAUGUUUAAAUAUUAAAGUUAACAUUGUUCAAACUGU